GAAAAUUAGAAUUAUUUUAGGACAACCAUAAUUGGCUGGAAUCCCAAAAAGCACGCUGGGACGCCAUUUUUGAUCUCUUACUUAACCUGCUCUUCUCCUCCUCAAUCUUCUCAACUGCUCAAAAAAUUAUCCAUCCUCACGUUUUCCUGUAACCUCGUCCAUCCUCUUUCUUCACCUCCACGCCUCUUUGAUUUCGCCCAUUCUUCUUUGUUCAUGAUCGAUAUUAUUCGCCCCUUCCCAUGAAUUUCUCUUGACGGAAAAAAAAAAUUACGGAUAAAAAGUUUGAUCCACAUUUUCCUGCUCCGCCGGCGGAUACCCAACCGACGUCGUAUCGAGGAGCCUCGUCCGUUGUUGUGGUUUACUAGAUCGUUGGUUGUGUGUUCGUACGUCGAAUGGCCGCGGCGGCUUUACGGCUGGCGGCGCGGUUGCCCGGCCCGAACCGGCUGGGUUCGAGGUCCAUCUCCGAGACACUUUAGCCCUUGUUAGGAGAUUAGAGGCGCAAGGAGUGCCGUCGAAGCAAGCAGAGGCAAUAACUGGGGCAAUGACGGAAGUUCUGAAUGACAGCUUGGACAAUGCUUCCUUUUGGUUUGUUUUCAAAGGUGAAAUGCAAAUAAAUGAGAUGACGCAGGAAUCCAUUUUGUCCAAAUUCAAGACUGAAGUUAAAAGUUCCCAGGACAACCAUCUUUCUCUUUUGCAACGUGAGACUGAGAAACUGAAGGUUGAUAUAGAAAAGAUGAUGGAAAAACUCAAGAGUGAUCUAGAGAAGAUGCGUAGUGAAUUAAGGAGAAUCCGGGAUGAGCUGAACGAUCAAAAUCAAGAAACAACUAACCUGACUAACAAACUUGAUCGAGAAAUUCAUGCAUUGCGUGCUCAAAUAGAAGCAGCAAAGUAUGAUGUGAUCAAAUACUGCAUAGAUUCACUAGCAUCUGUGGCUGCCGAUGGUCUAGCUGUAAUUCGUAUUCUGAUGUAG
Messenger RNA from Striga asiatica, 970 nucleotides. The record is from the annotation of a GenBank genome assembly. NCBI's taxonomy places the organism in Eukaryota, Viridiplantae, Streptophyta, Magnoliopsida, Lamiales, Orobanchaceae.